CCCUCCUCCACGCCCUUUGCCCUCUACCGAGCAUCCAACAGCGCCAAUGCCGGCAACUUGACGCGCAGGCGCCCAUGUGAGAAUCCAUGCAACUCACCAUCCGCGUCUAGAACUCGGAAACCCCGCCUGUCGCCAUGGACAAGAAGCGGAAGCUCCCUCCCAGAGCUUCGGCUCGCGUCGAGCAGCGCUCUAGCAGACGCCGACUCGCCGCAACUCGUGAGAAAUCGCCCACGCCGGUCCCAACACCAGAGCCCAUCAAAGAAGAUACUCCCCCGCCUCCUCCUCCUCCUCCGCUGCCGACAGCAAUAGAAGCUGGGCUCCCUCUGCCCACAGUUGAGGUUGCUCAACCGGACGAUCUCUCCUCUACUGAAUACCAGUCCAUCUUGGAAAGUGGUGUUCUGACGGAAUCACUCGCCCGGUCUCGCCAAAAAUGGAUCAGCGAAGGCUUGUUCGAAAAAUACUGGACGAAACCUCACAAGCGCAAGGGUGUCAUGAUCGAAGACCCCAAGAACCCUCCGAAAGAUUCCAUGUCGCGUGUUGGCGCCGUGACCAUUAUUAUCGAACCUCAUAUUAUCGAAGCUACCAUGUAUACUGUCAAAGGGCCGAAACCGAAGCCACAAGAGCUGCUGCCACAACAACAGCAGGCACAGCAGCAAAUGUACGCGCAUCCUCAAUAUCAACAAUCGCAUCUAUCACAACAACAACAACAACAACAACAACAGCGUCCGAUUAUACAAUAUGGGCCUCCGAAUGGGGCCAUGCCGCAGCAAGGGGUCCAGUCUCCCGUGUCUACUGGCCCAGCAAGCGGCCACUCGACUCCAGCACCACAAUCAGCUAAUGGCCCAUCGCCAGCUCCAGCUGCUGUGCCAGCACCCGCAGCAACACCAUCUAAUCCUGCGACAACACCUACCGCGCCGCAGCUAAAACAAGAACCCGUCCCGGCGCCUCCAGCAUCAAGCGUGCAGCCGAAGCCAGCCACUGCUACGAAACCUACACCGGCCUUGGCCGUUAAAUCCGAACCUACGGCUUCACAACCCGCAAAAGCAGCACCAGUAGCACCCGCUGUUUCCAAUCCAGCAGCCCCGAGGGCACCAGCGCCUGCAGCUGGGACGGCGGCUCCAGCUGCUAAACCGGCAACUAAUGGGCCGGUCAUUGCAAUGCUGGCUGCCAAAGCCUCGGGAGACACUGCAUUGAGAGAUCUGAUGAAGAGAGUUGCAGUGGGCAAAGCUAAUCACGAAGAACUCGCGCACUUUCAGAAAAUCAUAAAUCAGCUAACAGAGGAACACGAGAAAAAGAUGGCUUCACAACUUCCCACAGCGGAUCAACUCUAUGUUAAUGGUCGAACUGUAAAGUACUACUCCUCGGAAGUUAAAACUAUCCUUGAGGUUGUGCUCCGGUCAAACCCUACGCAGAAAUCAGCUGAUCUACGACCGCCUGAAGGCAGCGAUCCCUUUGUGGUGCUCGUAGUGAAGACUGCGCUUGAGGACCAGCGAACAAGAGACAUGAUCCGUCGCAUUGCUGAAGGCAAAACCAACCCGACAGAUGCUAGAGAUCUUAAAGAAAUUCUCGACAGACUCUAUCGCGACGCGCAAACGCUUCCGCAGAGCAUUUAUGGACACCCUGGGCAUAGAAUGCCGAUGCAGAAUGGAAUGCGCCCUGGCCAACCGAUGCAGCACAUGAACCAGCAAGCUAUUCGAGCCAAGCCCCCACCUCCAAACAGGCCUGAAAUUGCGUCCGUCGUCUUUGACUUUGGCACUGGAGACCGCUAUACUUUCCCCAAGUAUAGCAUUUUAGAGUUUUUGCCUACAUCAGCUGGACAGCAGGUCAUUGCCUCGUUCCUCAUUGUUCGGAAAGGUAGCGUCUCCGAGUAUGGGGGCGAUCCAUCAUUGGACUACUAUCAGCCCGUGACUAUUCGACUACAAACAAGCACUGGCCGUCACUUGGAGAACCUGGCCCGCGUUGUGGCACAUCAAGAUGAGGUGCGCCGGUACAUGGACGACGUGAUGGAUAAUAUGACCCGAGCGGAAUAUGUGCUUCUCGCCAUGCGUCUUCCACGAGAGCUCAAAGAUGAUGACGAUGACGAAGACGUACCAAACGAGAGUGCUGCAGAGGCAAAAAAUGACGCCGGCCAAGCAGCAAUCUUGGAGUCUGAUGAGCCCUCUGUCCUGUGGACUGUGAAUGCAGGUACAUCUUUGUCGGACACACAAGUCCCCCGAUCACUGCAGCCUCUAGAUUUGGAAGAAGAAGCACAAGAAAAGUAUCAGCGUCUCGUUCGGUCCACUGCCGAGAGAAACAUCGAGCUUGUAUGAUUAUGAAACCUUUGCAACUAAGUUGGGAUGGCGUACUGGUGGAGUUUUUGAAAUGAUGCCAUAUACCUUUUUUUCUCUUUGUCUUCUUAGAUGACGAGCAACAUAACGUUCACCUUUGCAAGGGCAUAUGUAGAUGUAUGCAAGAACAGAAUAUAUGAAGAAGUUGCAAGAAUUCCUGCUCUUGGUCCGUCACAUGUGUGUGCUAGUAUACGACGACAGACCGGUGAUCGUUGCGAUGUCAAAAGAAGAAAACAAACUUGGGGUUUAAAGUUGAAAAGUUAGAGUUGAUAAAGUUAAAGUUGAAAAUGUAAAAUUGAGGAAUGAUUCUCCCACU
Molecule: messenger RNA, 2643 nt
Organism: [Torrubiella] hemipterigena
Lineage: Eukaryota; Fungi; Ascomycota; Sordariomycetes; Hypocreales; Clavicipitaceae
Source: the annotation of a GenBank genome assembly